GUUGAAUGCAUCUAUAGGAUAACUGAACACAGGGCUCACUGUCUGCACACCUGCCAGGAUACAGUUACACACUGUUAGGUGGAAACGAAGCUGCUCGUGUCGUUUGCCUUUAUUCCGCUGCUCACAUUCACGUCGUGGUUACAGACAGGUAUUUUAGGGAAAACUGUUUUAACAAUGCAGGGUAGGCCUACCAGCAUUUGAGAUUACCGGUCCAAAUGAAUGACUGUAUGCCAUGGACACUGCGCGAGAGGAAGGUGGGAAGGGGAGCGAGGAUGAUGCGGCCCGGGAAGACGCCACAAGUGUAGCUGACGUGUCCGUGGAAGUGGCUACGGUGGACGCAACUCUUAAUAAACUAUGCAGAAGAUACAACAGACGCAGAAGAAGAGCAAAAAAGCCAAAGAAGAAAAACCCAAUAUUAGAUCUACAGAAUCUGGCCAUCCUCAUUACAGUGGUGGUGUUCGUCAUUGUGGUGAUAAUGUGGUCUCUUCUGUGGGUUUUUAUAUUCCGGCGAGAGAGCAACAGUGGUGUUUAUUUUGCUGGUAUGUUCCGUGUUGCCAACGUGGAGUUUAUACCAGAGUACAGGCAUGCUGAUUCGAGUGAGUUUGUAUCCAUGGCUAACCGCGUACAGCAUGUGAUAACCAGCGUAUACCGAACUUCAUCGGUGUCCAGACUCUACAAACAAACCGUCAUCUCUGAUCUAAGUAAUAAUAAUCAAGGUGGUGUACUGGUGCAUUUCUGGAUGAUCUUCGUGGUGCCGCACCUGAAGACUCCAGCAGUGUGUGAGGAGUGCUUGAGUGCCAUCCUCAGGGACUCUGUGCUUAUGAGUCUGAAGAACAGGUCUUCAGUGGGCUUCCUGCAGGGCCUGCCUGUGGACAUCGACUCCAUUCUUGUCAAUGUUGCUUUACGCUCGGAUUACACAUCAACAGCUGUGGGCUCUCAGUGUGUGGAUAAGCUGUACGCAGGUGUUCCUGAUGUGAGUGUUCCCCUCAACGUGUUCUCUUCAUGGGGAAGCUUGAGCUGCUACAUCAAACUGACAAGUGUUCAAGGGUCAGUCGUCCGACUCACUGUGAACAGCUUGAGUAUUGACCCUAGUGACUGUAUCUAUGAUUCCCUCACCGUGUAUGACGCUCUGCUCCCUAUGAGAGGCAUGAUUCUCUACAGGUUUUGUGAAUCAGUGUCAGCCCCAAUCUCAUUGGUCUCCACCUCCAAUGUCAUGCUGCUCUCAUUCAGACUCACACAAGGCAGAAAGAUCUUCCAAGGAUUCUUCCAGGCUCUCAUGGAGGAGCAGUGUAUAAAUAUGAUAGCGUUACCCGCUGGCCCAGGUGAUGCUGGAGUGAUAACAAGUCCAUUCUACCCCAAUCUGUUGCCCCGUCAGUGCUCCUGCUCCUGGAUGUUUCAGAUGCCCAGCGGUGCUCUGGGUGUAGCUCUCAGGUUCCAGAACUACAUGCUUAAACUAAAAGACUUGCAAAACUGUGAACACGGCUGGUGGAAAGUCAAUGAGAUUAUAUAUUGUGGAAAUUACAUUGACCACUCAACUGUCUUCCGUGUUCCCGCUCAAAAGCCUGAAGUGGUUUUCCGCUGCAGUUCACGAAGUGCUGACCAACCUUUCAGUGCCACUUACAGCAGUUACAACAUCAGUCAGCCGUGCCCAGAAAGUCACUUCUUGUGCACUACAGGCCUGUGUGUGGAAAAGUCCAAGCGCUGUGAUGGAUUGGAUGACUGUCAGGAUGAGAGCGAUGAGAUUUUUUGUUCUAAACCUCCUAAAAUCUGUGGGGGUUCGUCCCCUUUGCACCCAUUAUACAUCUGUAAUGGAGAGAUGGACUGUUCCAGUGGUAAAGAUGAGACCAACUGUACUCAAGAGACUAGCUGUUCUGGAGUCAGUUACCAAUGUGACAAUGGAGCCUGCAUUCUUAAGAAAAAUGCAAAAUGUGAUGGCUUACCCGACUGCUUCGACCAAAGUGAUGAGAAGGACUGUGCCUGUGGCAAUCCCACCCCUUUAAAGCGCAUAUUUGAUAGCGCCUCCCCACAACAGCGCAUUGUAGGUGGGAUCAAUGCGGUGGAAGGAGAGUGGCCGUGGCAGGUCAGCAUGCAUUUUUCCGGUCAGCUGUAUUGCGGAGCAUCGGUCCUCUCUAAUGAGUGGCUCAUUUCUGCAGCGCACUGUUUUAGCAAAGAGAGGUUGUCAGAUCCACGUAUGUGGAUGGCUCAUCUGGGCAUGCUAAACCAGGGGAAUGCCAAGCACGUGGCCGAGAUCCGUCGAAUUGUGGUUCAUGAGUUCUACAAUGCAAGAAAUUUUGACUAUGACAUUGCCCUCGUGCAGUUGAAGAAGGCCUGGCCCAGCAGCCUGGAACAAUAUAUCAAGCCCAUCUGUCUGCCGGCCCCUUCUCAAACCUUCACUGACGGGCACCGCUGCUGGGUCACCGGUUGGGGUUACCGUUCUGAACAGGAAAAGGUGCCACCCACAGUAUUGCAGAAGGCAGAAGUUAGCAUUUUAAGUCAGAGUGAAUGCAAGAGAAGCUACAGCCCCGUGUCACCUCGCAUGCUGUGUGCUGGCGUGGCCUCAGGAGAACAAGAUGCCUGCCGGGGGGAUUCGGGUGGUCCUCUGUCCUGUCAAGCACACGCAGGCAGCCGCUGGUUUCUGACGGGUAUUGUGAGUUGGGGUUCCGGCUGUGGCAGACCCAACUUUCCCGGAGUUUACACCAGAGUGGCCAAGUUCAUAGAUUGGAUCCAAAGACAUAUUUAAAAUGCAAAGCCAAGUAAAUCCACCUUAUAAUUCAGUCUGUAACUUAA
This is a messenger RNA of Pimephales promelas (fathead minnow), 2787 nucleotides long. RefSeq names its product transmembrane serine protease 7 (gene tmprss7). NCBI's taxonomy places the organism in Eukaryota, Metazoa, Chordata, Actinopteri, Cypriniformes, Leuciscidae. The record is from RefSeq and is a predicted model, not a curated record. Gene Ontology annotation, biological process: proteolysis. Gene Ontology annotation, molecular function: protein binding; serine-type endopeptidase activity.